This is a messenger RNA of Doryrhamphus excisus (bluestripe pipefish), 1530 nucleotides long. The record is from RefSeq and is a predicted model, not a curated record. NCBI's taxonomy places the organism in Eukaryota, Metazoa, Chordata, Actinopteri, Syngnathiformes, Syngnathidae.
AUGCGAUUUCCCCCCAGCCUGGGGAAGAUCUUCGACAGCACUCUGAAAGACAAGGCAGCGGUGCAGUCAGCCAACGCAGAGUUGAAGACCUGGCUAUCAGUAGUGGACAAGUCGGGCCUCCCGGGGAAGUUCAAGGCAUGGAUAUACCAGCAUGGUAUCCUGCCGAGACUCCUGUGGCCACUACUGAUCUAUGAAGUCCCAGUAUCCAUUGUGGAGGGCUUCGAACGCAACAUCAGCCAGUACCUGCGCAGGUGGCUAGGCUUGCCAAAGAGUCUAAGCAGCAUCGCCCUGUAUGGGAAUACCAACAAGCUGCAACUCCCCUUUACUGGCCUGACCGAGGAGUUCAAAGUCACCAGAGCCAGAGAGGUGCUGCUGUACAGGGACUCAGCCGACACCAGAGUCUCCUCCGCAGGCAUCACGGUCAGAACGGGGAGGAAGUGGCGGGCGCAAGAGGCAGUUGACCAGGCUGAAGCAAGACUAAGGCAUGGCGUCUUAGUAGGGUCAGUGGCAGUUGGACGAGCUGGUCUUGGUAGCCACACAAGACCACGCUACGACAAGGCCCAGGGACGAGAGAGACGUCAGAUGGUGCAGGGAGAGAUCCGUGCAGAGGUGGAAGAGGAACGCCGAACCAGGACAGUGGCCAUGCGCCAGCAAGGAGCAUGGACCAAUUGGGACCAGGCAUCGGCACGGAAGAUCACCUGGUCAGAACUUUGGAAGUCGGAACCAGACAGACUCAAGUUCCUGAUUCAGGCAGUGUACGAUGUGCUCCCAAGUCCAUCAAACCUUCAUUGCUGGGGGCUAGCAGAAACCCCAGCAUGCCCACUGUGCUCGACAUGGGGUUCCCUGGAGCACAUCCUGAGCUGCUGCCCGAAAGCCCUGGGAGAGGGGAGAUACACGUGGCGCCAUGACCAGGUGCUGAAGGCAGUAGCAGACACCAUCUGCACCGGGAUUCAGCAGAGCAAGCACCAGCCCCCGGUUAGGCAAAACAUCACUUUCGUCAGGGCUGGGGAGAAACACCCGGCAGGACAUAAAGUCCCGACCGGACUGCUAGCCACAGCCCGUGACUGGAAGUUGCGAGUGGACCUCGGGAGGCAACUUAAGUUUCCAGAGCACAUAGCCAGGACGUCACUGAGGCCAGACCUGGUCUUAACAUCGGACGCCACAAAACAAGCGGUGCUGCUGGAACUUACAGUCCCCUGGGAAGACCGGAUGGAGGAGGCCCACGAGCGGAAGAAGGCCAAAUACCUGGAGCUGGUGGAGUUGUGCAGAGAGAGUGGCUGGAGGGCCCGCUGUGAGCCAGUAGAAGUGGGCUGCAGAGGCUUUCUAGGGCAGUCGUUGCAUCGAACACUCAAGCUCCUUGGCAUCAGAGGGCUGCAAGAAAGAAGGGCCACCAAAAACAUCAGCGAGGCGGCCGAAAAAGCCUCGAGGUGGCUGUGGAUCAAGAGGGGAGACACAUGGAGUAGCACGCUGCUUGGACACAAAUCGGGGCCUGAUCACCCCCGGUUGGGUCGCCUAGGUGAGGGUGUCUGA